Macrosteles quadrilineatus (aster leafhopper) is the source of this 5015-nucleotide messenger RNA. RefSeq names its product beta-1,3-galactosyltransferase 5-like. The transcript is spliced from 4 exons. NCBI's taxonomy places the organism in Eukaryota, Metazoa, Arthropoda, Insecta, Hemiptera, Cicadellidae. Gene Ontology annotation, cellular component: membrane. The record is from RefSeq and is a predicted model, not a curated record. Gene Ontology annotation, molecular function: hexosyltransferase activity. Bases 263 to 1384 code for a protein of 373 amino acids.
CUACUGACUUGUGACUCGACUAGAUCAAAGUGACCAAGAAUCUGACAGAUUACGGUUUUGGUUCUGAAUUUAACAACACAAAUUCGACACUCCACCACCCAAACCCGAGUUGAUUUUGAUAUGUAGCUCAGGAAUAAUUCAUACUUAUAUCGUAAUAGUUGUGUAAUUUUUGUGUUUUAAAUGCAUCCAGUUGAAAUAUAAUUUGUUACGUGAUGUGUAGGUUACCUUGGAUAGCACCUUAUCUUUUAGCCACUACGCCUUUAUGAUGGCAUUCCGUGUACGGGUGUUGCACUCCAUAGUACUGACUGUAGUGGGCGUAUCGUUUAUCGUCUACUCCUCAUACUAUGCAAACCCUGUACAGUUGUAUCACAUUGAACAACCUCAUGAAGAACCAGUCACCAACCAAUCUAAGCCUACGGCCGAAGCGAUAAAGGUUGACGUUAAAGAAAAUGAAAUACCAGCAGCCAAACCAUCCCCUGAGAAGGUGGAUCCUAAACCAGUGGUGAUACAGAAAAUCCCACUCAAGGCGGAGUUGGAGGUUCCUUUGAACAAAACCAAGGGUGGUUACCUGACACGAAGCAUCUACGCGGCGGGACACAACUUAAGUGUGCCAGAGCUAUGUACGGAGCUCGGGGCUAAGGUUCGGCUGUUCGUUAUGAUCACCUCGGCUCCUGAUCACUACGCUGCACGAAUGGCCGUACGUCAGACUUGGGGACACUUUGCUCAACGCAAGGACGUCGCUGUUGCCUUCUGCGUGGGUGCAACAUCUAAACCUGAGGUGGCUUCUGCGAUCUACCAAGAGGUUGAAACCUACGGAGACAUCAUACAAGGGAACUUCAUCGACUCCUACGACAACCUAACUCUGAAGACAGUGUCAAUGUUAGAGUGGAUCGACAACUACUGUCCACGUGCCAAGUUUGUUCUAAAAACUGACGAUGAUAUGUUCAUAAACGUCCCAAAGUUGUUAGAGUUUAUCGACACACACGACAAAUCUCAAAGAACCAUAUUCGGUAGGUUAGCGAAAAAAUGGAAACCUAUCCGAAACAGUAGGUCCAAGUAUUACGUUUCGUCAAACCAGUUUUCUGCCCCGAUUUUCCCAGAUUUUACGACAGGACCGGCGUAUUUGUUAACAAGUGACAUCAUACAUGAACUUUACGAUCACGCCUUGGACACGACCUACCUCAAACUAGAAGACGUGUUCACCACGGGAAUCGUAGCUCAAUCGCUCAACAUCAAAAGAGUACAUAUAAACGAGUUCCUAAAUAAAAGAAUUCCUUUUAACGUGUGCAAUAUUAAGAAAGGUAUCAGUAUUCACAUGAUAAAAUGCCACGAACAAUUUGACUUGUGGAAAAAAUUAUUAGACGGAAGGGCGAAAUGUAAGUAAAAAUCUUAAACGAUACAAAAAGUUAGUGCCUGUCAACAAAAACUGUGUUACUACAAUAUUGCAUUUAAAUCACACACUUUUAUAAAUGAAAGUGCAAUUCCCCUCACUCGAGUGAUUAGUUGUAAGACACUUAAGCUUUUAAAUGUUUUUUGUAAAUCUUUGUGCGUGUCGGUCCCAGUUGUCUGUGUGUAAAUAUGUAUAGUUGGUGCCAUAAUACAGAUAGGCCAAUACGCUGCUGUAUAUACAUUUUAAUUGUGGCUUAAUCGUGCACUCGUCCCGUAAGUUUUUGUAAUGGAUAUUGGCUUAAUAAACACAAUUUAGUUAGUUUGUAACAAAUUUUUGUUUGGAAGAUUUUAUUGAGAAAUUAGUUUUAAAUUAUAUUUUUAUACAUCACUUUUACACCAUAUACACUAAGAGCUUAACACUUUGCAGAUCACAUUGAAUGUACGGUCGGUUUUGAAACACACGUCACGUUAUUGCUGUAGUUUAUUUUAUAUUUAUUUUGAGCAAUGCCAUCGUUUUAGUGGCAUAGAUUUUAUUUAUUGAAUAUUACAAACAAAAUGUCUUUAAAUGAACAAAUUUUACAUAUGAUAGUGAGUUAAAUAGUUUUAAUGAUAAUGUUAGUUUCCUAUAGGUAGGCCUAUAUUAAUAUUUACAUAUUCUUUUAUAUGGGGCAAAAACAAAAAGAUAUCGCUUACUUGACUGGAAUUUUUCUAAAUAAUUAAUUAAUUUUGUAUGUAACACGAGUGAUUUGCUAUACAAAUGCUGUUGAAUUAUUUUUCUAAAACGUCUUGUCACCAAGAUUUUUAGCAUCAGUAUGUUUUAUAAACCAAAGUUCAAGAACUAAAUACAUGUGUUCUUAAAAUAAAGUCAUUAUUUUUUCAAAAUCAAUUUACUGUAGCAGUACAAUUUACAUAAUAUAUUUGUGUUAGUGUAUAUUUAAGAAUAUUAAAAAAGCCAACUCAAAUCAUGAACCUUAACAUUUAUUCAAGUCUGAAAUUUGAAUACCUAAAGGUUGUGCUGUCACUUUGAGUUUAAAAUAUUUGGAAAACAAUUCUAAUCUUUGAUUUAGUUUUUGUACUCUGAAUAUCGUCAUAUGCCUAUUUCUUAGUGUAACUUUUAAUGUCUGUAAAGAUGAUAGAAAGAGAACCUCUUUUAAAAUGGCAUUUUCUUUCUUGUACACCUACCUCAGUUUGAAAAAUAUGAUGUUUUCUUUAAUAUUGGAAUAUCAUUAAACAUCAGUAAAAGUUGAUAAUGUUUAGACCACUUGUUUACUGAUAUUAAAAUCUGUUGUAUCUAGUUUACCAAAGUGAAGCUUCUUGAUAUACUGCCUUUUAUUGGUGCCUCACAUACAAUAAAUAUUGACCUAAAACUACUAAAAUUAAUGACUGAAGCUAUAUGCUGUAUAGCGAUAGUCCAACACUGCCUUUAGGUUUUCAAAAUUCAGAUAACACAAUAUUUUAUUGUUGUAUAUUUAAAAUGUGCUUAUUGUCUAUGAGUAUUAUAUGUGACCAUUUCCUCAGUAUUAUUUAAAAUUGAUUACUCAGUGUUGUAAUAUACAGUAUAUAUAUAAAUUGGUUUCAGUUAAAUUAAUUUGUUAUAAGAGGCUCAAUUAAUAGAGAUUUAUAACUAAGGGAGACGCUGUUUUUAGUCAUGCUUUAGGCUAAAGUGUAAAUGUGUUGUUUUAUUCUCUCUAUUUUAUCAAUUUUGUCUCCUUAUCUCUUAAUGAUAUUCAGUUUUGCAUGUUUUAUGUGUUCAAACAAAGCCAGUGUAAUGUCUAACAAAAUCCUCUUGUAAUAAUUUAUUGAGAGCCAAUAUUAGCUGGCAAAAUAAUAUCUUCGUUUAAAGAUAAGUUUUAAAUCUAAAAAUCACCUAAAUAGACACAUUUACUUACCAGUCAGAAAACAAUAUGGUGCUUAUAUUUUGUUAAGUAAUGAACUGUUGUGAAAGAGUUCUGAAUUGUUGGAAGAUUUAAAUAUUUUUAUAACCCUACAUAAUAAAGGGAUUCGUUUACUUAGUUUGUAACCAUUGUUAUUUGAAUUGUCUUACAGAGCGGAGUGUAAUAUAAAAUUUAGUGGGGUUUUUAGUUAUUUUUGUAUAUUUGUUACUUUUUUUUAUAAGUUUGCUAUCAUGCAUAGAAAUUUGCAAAACUGUGUAGCUAAGAGGAAUAGUGUUCGUUUUGUCCGUUAAGUUGUAUAAUUUGAUCAAACUUCUCACAAAGUUCCCUGGUUGUGUCUAAAAUCAAGUUAAAACUAUUUUGAGAGUUGGUUUGAUUGAUUAUAGUCAAAGCUUAUUUUUCAAUUCCGAAGGUGAUGAUUUAAAACACUAUUUAGAACCUAUAGCCAAGCUUAACAGUUUGACUGAGAAAGUCUUAGAACAUGUUAAGGCAACUUGCCUGUAAUCUUAGGUUUUAAUUAAAAAUGGGUCAAAUCAAGUCCAAAAUGUUGACACAUCACAUAAUAUUCUCAUUAUGUUUAUAUAUCAUAAGAUAAUUGUUUGUUCCUAUGUUUCCCUCAUGACAUAAUGGAAACAAUUUCCUGAAAUACACAAUUUAAAUUUUUAAGAGUUGUGUUUUUAGUCAUGGCUAAGCUUCACCCAAUCACUGUGUAUAUCUGUAUAAUCAUCAAUAAUUAGUAGAUUUAUUUUCCUUAAUCAUUGAGAAUAAAAAUAGUUUUAUUAUUUAUUGAUUUAUCUGUUUGUUGGUUUUACUGGUUGAAAUAUAUUCUAGAGCAAAAUCAAUUACGUAAGCCAAAUUUACAUUAGGUGUUAUCUGUACAUUUUAAUGUAUCUUGGUUCUAAGUGUUUGUUAUAGCAUUUGCUGCUGUACUGUCAAAGUGUAUGUUAGUUGAGUAGCCAAGUUGGCUUGCUCACUUCUUGAAGUGAACGUUGUCAGUUUGGUGUUAAUAAAAGACUGAAGCCCCAUUUUUAGGCUUGAAAUUGGAUUUCAUAUAAGUUCUAUUAUACUAAACCUUAAGCAAAGAGUAAUGCUGGACUAGACAAGCAACUGGUCUCAAUAGCUUUGUUAUGCACGGUGUAAAGUUUCCACAUUAAUAUGCAUAAGUGGUAGCAUAAUUUAACAAUGAUAUAAUUAAUUUAAAAAUGUGUUUAAAAUGUUAAGAUUUGCAAAUACCUCAAGUUUAUGGAAGCUAUAAGUCAGUGUUAGUUAUUCAAAACUACUUAGGUUUUUUUAUAUAAAAAAUAAAUGCUAGAUAGUCAAGCCAAAAUUUUUCUUCAAAUGAAACCUGAGAAAACAUUAAGAUUGACCCAUGAUUUUCAAUUCUCAUCUUCUAAAUUCUUGUAGCUUAGGAUUCUAUAAUUCAAUUUGAUAAGGGUAACCAUUUGACCAAUCAUUCUAUUUAAAGACUAACUUUAAAAGACGUACAAUGUCAAAUGCUAUAAUGAAACUUACAUAACUUUCCAAACCUAAUUGUUUAUAUGAUGAUGUUGAAUAUUUUUAAUUGUUUAGUAUCAAAUGAAUGGAUUAUUAUUUUAGUGUCUUCUCUAAUGAGAAUAAAAUUAAAGGUGAAACCGAUCUUUUCAUACUUCCGAUGUAUAUAAUGUACUAUUUUAAAUAUUUUAUAUUUUGUAACUUAUAACAUUUGUAUGACCAUUAAAUUGUAAUAUUAAGCUG